This is a messenger RNA of Cercopithifilaria johnstoni, 264 nucleotides long. Lineage: Eukaryota; Metazoa; Nematoda; Chromadorea; Rhabditida; Onchocercidae. The record is from the annotation of a GenBank genome assembly.
AUGGCAGCAAUAAAAUAUGAGAAAGAUCGUGCAGCAGAUACAAUUCUACCAAAUUAUAACGAAUACGGUAGAUUGGAUAUACCCAGUUACUACGAAAGUUAUUGGCAAAGCCCUGAGGAACGCUUCUAUACUGGUUUAUUCGUUAUUCAAAUAUUAUGCUUAAUCGCUUCAUUUUUCUUGUUGUUUGCUUCUUGCUCACUUAUUUAUGGUGCUCAUACUGUCUUGGAAAUUUUUGAAAUUGCAAUAUCAUAUGUUUCCGAGUAG